Messenger RNA from Wickerhamiella sorbophila, 2715 nucleotides. Its product is annotated as DNA replication licensing factor MCM4. The coding region runs from base 1 to 2715 and encodes 904 amino acids. The transcript has a single exon. Gene Ontology annotation, biological process: mitotic DNA replication initiation; double-strand break repair via break-induced replication; DNA replication. Gene Ontology annotation, cellular component: MCM complex; nucleus. Gene Ontology annotation, molecular function: single-stranded DNA helicase activity; ATP binding; single-stranded DNA binding. The record is from RefSeq and is a predicted model, not a curated record. NCBI's taxonomy places the organism in Eukaryota, Fungi, Ascomycota, Dipodascomycetes, Dipodascales, Trichomonascaceae.
AUGUCGUCGCCUCCAGGAAAUGAUGGGCUGCCGUCGUCUCCCAAUCAGGGGCUGUUUGUUGAUUCCUCGCCUCCUUUGAACCACCUGCCUUCUAGUCCCGCUGUUCUCGAUACUGACGAUAUGUCGACCCCUGGAGCUCCUGGCUCGUCUCCACCCGGGGUUUCCUCACCUCGCAGGCCUGACAGUAGUCCUGCUGCGCCUGGAUCUGCUGCAGGUAUGCCGAACUCCUCUCCGUUGCACUACUCGUCGUCGCCAGCGGCAUUGUCUGCUUCUAGCCCUAUGGCGCUUUCGUCUCAAAUCAACAUGGACCUGAAUAGCCACAGACGCCAUAAUAUGUCAAGCCGGCGGGGUGAUAUCUGGUCAGAUACACGGUAUUCAGACGCAGACCGCAAUAUUUUGACAAUGUCUGCUGCUGGAGGCUCUGAGCUGGGUUCCGCACCAGUCAGAGUUAUUUGGGGCACAAACGUAUCUAUUCAGGAGAGUAUGGACACGUUCAGAUACUUUUUGAACAACUUCAAGUCCAAAUAUGCCAGUAUUUUUGAUGGAGACACUGUUGAUAUUGGCGAGGGCGAGGACCUUGUCUAUGUUGAUAUGCUGAAUGAUAUGCGGCACUUGGGCACGACAAAUCUAAAUUUUAACGCACGGAACUUACUGGCGUACCCGAAAACGCAGAAAUUAUACUACCAGCUCAUUAAUUACCCCCAUGAAGUGAUUCCUAUCAUGGAUCAAACCGUGAAAGACUGCAUGGUCGCUAUCGCGAGUGGAGAUGCUAGCGGCAACCCCCAAGAGCUUGACGAUAUUGAAAUGAAGACAUACAAAGUUCGUCCCUUUGGCUUAGACGCUCGUAAAGGUCUUCGAGAGCUCAAUCCUAGUGAUAUUGACAAGCUUGUUACUAUCAAGGGCUUGGUUUUGCGGGCAACACCAGUGAUCCCUGAUAUGCAAGAGGCCUUUUUCCGCUGUGCGGUUUGCAACCACACAGUUGUAGUUGAAAUUGACCGUGGUACUAUAACAGAGCCGACUCGUUGUCCACGAGCUGUAUGUGGUCAGAUCAACUCGAUGCAGCUGGUUCAUAACAGAUGCCGUUUCAACGACAAGCAAGUGAUAAGGCUCCAGGAAACUCCUGACGUUAUUCCUGAUGGUCAGACUCCGCACAGUGUGUCCAUUUGUGUUUACGAUGAGUUGGUAGAUUACUGCAAAGCGGGUGAUCGCGUCCAGGUCACGGGCGUUUACCGGUCGGUGCCGGUUCGCGUGAAUCCUUUGCAAAGGGCGAUGAAGAACUUGUUCAAGACCUAUGUCGAUGUUGUACACGUACAAAAAAUUGACACGAGACGUCUUGGUGCCGAUGUUUCUACGUCUCUCGAGCAUCAAAUUGGAACAGAACAAGUUAGGCAGCAAGCGGAUCUCCAAGAGCUCCGAAUCUUGACCGAGGAGGAUAUUGCUAAAAUCCAGGAAACAUCAAAGCGAACUGAUGUUUAUGACUUGCUUUCUCGCUCUUUGGCGCCAUCGAUUUUUGAGCAAGAUGACGUCAAAAAGGGCAUUCUUUUACAACUGUUUGGUGGAACCAACAAAACGUUUGAGAAAGGCGGGUCGCCCCGUUAUCGAGGUGACAUUAAUGUUUUACUAUGUGGUGACCCUUCUACGUCAAAAUCUCAGAUGUUGCAGUAUGUUCACAAGAUCGCACCUCGAGGAAUUUAUACAUCUGGUAAAGGCUCUUCAGCAGUGGGUCUUACUGCCUAUGUUACAAGAGAUACUGAUACGAAGCAGAUAGUGCUAGAGUCAGGUGCUUUGGUUUUGUCUGAUGGCGGUGUAUGCUGUAUCGAUGAGUUCGAUAAAAUGUCAGACUCGACACGAUCCGUUCUCCAUGAGGUCAUGGAACAACAGACAGUGAGUAUUGCCAAGGCAGGUAUUAUCACAACCCUCAAUGCUCGCACGUCGAUUCUUGCUUCGGCCAAUCCCAUCAAUUCCAAAUACGACGUCAACUUGCCCGUUCCACAAAAUAUCGAUCUGCCGCCAACGUUGCUUUCGCGGUUUGACCUGGUUUAUUUAAUGAUCGACAAAGUUGAUGUCCAGGCCGAUCGCCGGCUGGCCCAACACCUCACAGAUAUGUACUUGGAAGACCGACCAGAAAACGCAUCAAGAGAAGAGAUUCUCCCCGUCGAAUUCUUGACCAUGUACAUUUCUUAUGCGAAGCAGAAUGUUCAACCGCAAAUCACCCCCGAGGCCAAGGAAUUGCUUGUGAAAAGCUACGUCCAGAUGCGCAAGCUCGGUAGUGAUGCCAGUACGGCCGAUAAGCGUAUUACAGCCACCACGCGUCAACUGGAGAGCAUGAUCCGCCUGUCAGAGGCCCAUGCAAAGAUGCGGCUCUCUGAAACGGUUAGUGCUGACGAUGUGGCCGAGGCAGUGCGACUCAUCAAGAGUGCUAUUAAACAAUCGGCUACCGACCCCAAUACCGGAACAAUUGACAUGGACUUGGUGCAAACCGGACGGUCUAGUGCUCAAAGAGAGAUGCAGCAGGCAUUCAAAACUGAGAUUAUGCGUCUACUGGAAAAUGCAGAAGGAAUACAUUAUGACGAGCUUAUCCGCAAGGUCGUUGAUCUGAGCACGGAUCGCGUCGACACAAACGAGAUUGUUGGUGCUCUGAGAGCACUCGCCCAAGAAGGCCAAAUCAUAAUCCAAACAGGGCCUCGUCGUAUCGUCCGAAAGGCCUUUAUCUAA